This is a messenger RNA of Rubroshorea leprosula, 1228 nucleotides long. The record is from the annotation of a GenBank genome assembly. NCBI's taxonomy places the organism in Eukaryota, Viridiplantae, Streptophyta, Magnoliopsida, Malvales, Dipterocarpaceae.
UUAAUAGUUAGAAACUUAGAAUAAUAACCCUUGGCAGGAAAACCUUCUAGCUAGUAGUGCCGUAUAUGCCUCUCCACGGGAAGGCCUUCUUGGAACAGAGUGAAAAAUUGUAGCUUCCAUAUUCGGCCCAUACUUUUAACGCAAUAUAAUUAAAUGGGCUUCAACAAUAUGCACACAUUCGAUCCUUAAAAAGAAGAAAAAAAAAAAGAAGAAGAAGAACUUGGGUUCUUUGUCUUCCCCCCAUGCCGCUGAGCGCCGUCUUCUCAUUGCCAUUGGAAUUCGGAAGGGUUCCAUGUCUAUCUUCAGUCUUCUUCUUCGUAGAGAAAGAAGGCACCUUUCCAAAAUGGGUAUGAGAAAGAUAAUUCCUUCUAAUUCAGUGGGUUUCAGCAAAGCAUUUUCAUCAUCAUCCUCUGCUGUUCCGGAUGAAGCUCUGCAUUUCUUUGAUUACAUGAUCCGCAUGCUACCCCCUCCUCCUGUCUCUUCAUUCAACCAUCUGUUAGGUGCACUUGCUAAGAUGCAGCACCAUGAUCAUGUGAUUUCGUUUUUCCAAAGAUUGAACUCAGUUGGGGUAUUCCCUGAUAUUGGAACUUUUAACAUCUUGCUUAAUUGCUGUUGUAAAAUGGGUCUAGCUUCUGAUGGUUUUUGGGUUUUGGGGAAGAUUUUGAGGGGCGGUUAUAUCCCAACUUCUACCACUUUCAACACUUUGAUAAAGGGGUUGUGUAUGGACGACAAGAUUGGUGAAGCAACUAGGUUGUUUAAGAACAUGUCUGUCUUUGGCUGUCAACCUGAUGUGGUUACCUAUGGUAGCAUUAUUGAUGGCCUUUGCAAGCAUGAGAUGGUUGAAAAGGCAAAACAACUUUUCUCCCAAAUGAAGAGUAGAGGAAUUUCUCUUGAUGUCGUUGUUUAUACCUUUCUACUUCAAGGUUGCUGUUUCAUGGGUAAUUUGGAGGAGGCUAAAAGCUUAUUCAUUGAGAUGGUGGAUGAACGAGUGCAACCUAAUGUGGUUACGUUCACUGUUUUGAUUGAUGGACUUUGCAAGCAACAAAGGUUGCAAGAAGCGAAUGAAUUAUUAGACUUGAUGUUUCAGAGAGGUCAGCAUCCUAACACAGUUACUUAUAACACAUUGAUUGAUGGGCUUUGUAAAGCAAGGGAGGAUGGAAGAGGCAAAUAGAGUAAUAGGUUUGAUGAUCCAGAGAGGCAAUCAUCCUAAUACAAGAACUUAUAACAC